AUGAAGAAUCAACUAAAAUUAUUGUGGGCAAAAUAACAAAAAAAUGAGCUGGAGUCCCAGGCUGAAGCAGACAGCCGCGAGGACAGCGCGUGGGCUGGACGCGCCAGUCCUUCCGCUGCUGCCUUCCCGAUGCAGAACUCCAGCCAUGUCAAGUUCGAGCCGCCUAAUGUGCCUGUUAUUUUCGUGCUUGGUGGUCCAGGCAGCGGCAAGGUGACACACUGCGACAACCUGAUGCAGGAGCGGCGUGGCGUGGUGCACAUCAACAUGACUGACCUGCUGCAUCAGUACGCCGUCGGCAACGGUACUACUGACGAUGGUUUGCACCUUCUUAGUAUAGAUUACACUUAUCAUUCUAAUAAACUAGACUUGGAAUGUAGUUUAGAACUUAAUUGCACACCUAAAAACAUUUUAAUGAUUUAG
Arctia plantaginis is the source of this 420-nucleotide messenger RNA. NCBI's taxonomy places the organism in Eukaryota, Metazoa, Arthropoda, Insecta, Lepidoptera, Erebidae. The record is from the annotation of a GenBank genome assembly.